Erythranthe guttata (spotted monkey flower) is the source of this 967-nucleotide messenger RNA. Its product is annotated as Rho termination factor. NCBI's taxonomy places the organism in Eukaryota, Viridiplantae, Streptophyta, Magnoliopsida, Lamiales, Phrymaceae. Gene Ontology annotation, biological process: DNA-templated transcription termination. The record is from RefSeq and is a predicted model, not a curated record.
GUUUAAGAAUUUAGAGAAUUGUUUAUUCCAGAAAAAAAAUGGGAGGUUCUCUUCUCUAUCCCCAUUCCCUUCUUCACUUGCCUUCUUCUUCUGCUCCGACCCGACCCAACUCCGCCACACCAUUUUUCUCUUUCAAAGUAAUAGCAGAUAGGCCUUUCCUCUCAAGCAUUAAAGCUGUUGAUGGAAACAGAGAAUUUUCUAAAGCAGAAGGGCUAGAUGGUAAUAAUCCUCAAUCCUCGUCGUCUUUGUCGCCAAACAAACAAGAGAUUCUUGCUCUGUUUAAGCGAAUACAGUCUUCGAUUUCAAAAGGGGAGAAUGUAAAUUCCAAGAAGAGAGUUUCAAAGUCUGCUGAAGAUAGUAAUAAGCCCUCCUCUGCUGAAUCGAUUUUGGAAGUUCUUCACCAAUCGAGGACACAAGGAAAAGGGAAAACAGUUGGAAGAAGAGGGGAUAAAUUUGCGGCUCGGCAAAAGGACUCGUUCAAGAAAGAGGAGAUAUCGGAACUUUUGUCAAAUGUGGGCUUGGAAAAAUCGAGGCCUCCAUCAAGUUUUACGAAGAGGUCUCCUGUUCCAGUUGUAUCAGGCUCAAUAGACGGAGUUCAGCCCAAAAACGAGACAUUGCCAGAAACGCCGUCCGUAAUAAUCCCUAGUGCCGAAAUCGAGCUGACAAAUGAAAGAUUAGUGACAACAGAAGUGGACCAAGAUGAGGAGCAAUCGGAGAAGUUUGAAGACAUGAAACUUUCUCAGUUGAAAGAAGUUGCGAAAUCGAAAGGGAUCAAGGGUUACUCCAAGCUUAAAAAGAGUGAGCUUGUAGAGCUUCUAAUCAGGUCCGGUAUCGAUGCUUCUUCAUGAAAUUGAAGCGGGAUUUUAGAUUAUUUUGAAUUGUCGACGAUUCUUGAAUUUCCUUUUUUUCAAUUCUCAUAUUCGUUGUCUGAUUGUUUGUUUUCGACUUUUUUCAAGAAUUAGCUACA